AUGAUGAAGGACUUGAUGUCUUGCAAGUUUGACUUUCAAAACUUGGCCAUGGUUACACUAACCCAAACCUGCAGUGCUGUUGUGACGAGACCCAUAGCCGAGAAGCUGUCUGAUCCAGGGAGUUUUACAAUCCCUUACAUAAUUGACAACUUUGCUUUUACUAAGGCACUGUGUGAUCUGGGAUCAAGCAUAAACCUUAUGCCCCUGGCUAUCUAUAAAAGGCUAGGCAUGGGAAGAGCUAUACCCAUGUCUAUGCUACUACAGCUGGCUGAUCGAACAGUGAAGAAGCCCUCUGGGAUUCUAGAUGAUGUAUUGGUGCAGGUUGGGAAGUUUAUGUUCCCAGUAGAUUUCAUCAUCCUUGACUAUCGGGUUGACGAGGAAAUUUCCAUAAUUUUGGGAAGACCAUUCUUGGACACUGGAAGAGCUUUAAUUGAUUGUGAAACUGGAGAGCUCAAGAUGAUAUUAAACAAUGAAGAGAUAACAUUCAAUGUGCAAAAAUCUAUGCGGAGACCAAGUGAAUAUGCUAAUUACUCUCUGAUAGAUGCGGUGGAUGUAGUCCUGGAGGAGGAAGAUAAGGCACUGAACAUUAAAGGCCAUCUAACAGCAUGUCUCAUGAACUUAGAUGAAGCUAAUGGAGAAGAGUUGGUUUAG
Molecule: messenger RNA, 651 nt
Organism: Nicotiana tabacum (common tobacco)
Lineage: Eukaryota; Viridiplantae; Streptophyta; Magnoliopsida; Solanales; Solanaceae
Source: RefSeq, a predicted model, not a curated record